Molecule: messenger RNA, 1290 nt
Organism: Fusarium pseudograminearum CS3096
Lineage: Eukaryota; Fungi; Ascomycota; Sordariomycetes; Hypocreales; Nectriaceae
Exons: 1
Coding region: 1-1290 (429 amino acids)
Molecular function (GO): protein binding
Source: RefSeq, a predicted model, not a curated record
AUGGGCUAUUCCGAAAUACUUUGCCGCAUAUGCGGUGUCAGCUUCAACAUCAAUCGGUACCGAACUGACCAAGAGCCCCCAAGCGCUGCCUUGGGCGAGUCCCUUUCCCUUGAUCCUGAUCGAUGUCCCGACAAGGGUGGAUGUUACUUUAUCAAUAGCAGCCUGCCUCCUGAUGAACAAAUCAAACACAAUCCUUCCGACAUUCAAGAAACAGAUUUGGAUGAAGAUGGUUGGACACAUGUCGCAGGCCCAGAUUGCGGAAACAACGGGGCGUACAACGGACACCGCAUCUCGCUUGAGGCUAUGAGGGGUUGCAAUACCUUCCAGUGCCUGGUCUACAAACCAGAGGAUUGGACAUCACAAACAAACGACGAGGAUUUUGAAUCCAAGGGCAAAUAUUUCCUCAGUGGCCUUGGCGACGAUAUGCCAAGCAGGGACAUCGACUGGCCAUCUGUCUUUCCUCACCGACAUGAUGUGGAUGCACCACGAGCCGAUGAAUGUAUAUGGAAUGAAGAUGAGGCGGAUGAAUGUGCCAUGCCUUUUCAUCCAACCUGCCUCGAGAUCUACAAGCGUGUUUCUCUGCAGCGGAAUGGUGUCGUGGACAUAGAAGGUCUGACACUGUGGUGGAGGCGUGAAGGUACUUAUGAGGACUUUCAUCAGUUCCCUCGAGACCAGGCUGUUAUUGACGCCCAGGAGCAGUGGUGGAGCCAUGACCUAGGAAAUGAAUACCUUGCUGCCAACCCAUGUUUUAUUCCUGGGUUCCAAUCGCUGCUCCAGUCAUGCCAAGAUUCGGAUACCAAGGACUUUGAGCCAGCCGGGACAGCAAUUCCAACACAAGCAUCGACCAACGACCCGUUCGCGAAACUACCCCCGGAGAUUCGACACUCCAUACUAGUCCACCUCGAUUUCAAGGACAUAGCCAACCUGAGACUCACCUCUCGUAUCUUUCUGCAGCUGCCGAACCCAGUCAUGUAUGAGCUCACAAUUCGAAAUACCCCAUGGCUAUACGAGGCAUGGACUUCAAUGCCUCUGUCCUUCUGGGCAACCACAACACAAAAGGAGUUAGAAGAGAAGUGGGAGAGUACAUACGAUGUCCUAAGAAGUGCCAACCCCAGCAUACCUGUUGAUCAGCUCAGUCGGACAGAAACGAACUGGCUCAAACUGCAAGUAGAGAUAUCUCGAAAUUGGAGUAAGCUACUUGGACUACGGAAUAGGCGCAGAAUCUGGAAGGACUGUGAAGAAAUCUUGAAUCGGGUGGAUAAGAUUCAAGCUCAGGACAAGACUACAUAG